AAUUGGGGACUUCACUCUGACCACCAUGAUAGGAACUCCAAUAAGCAAAGGCCAAUAGAUACGUGCAUAUCACAAAACACACACACACUCCUCCAAAAAAUCAUCUAUCACCUAACUCACCUAUCCUCAAGUGAAAGUGUUAUACAACAUGGAAUAUACUUAUUCAGCAGAGGCUGAAACUUACACAAGUAGCAGCACCACCCCUUCAACUGCCCUCAGAAAGAAGAAAAACAACAACAACAACAACAACAACAACAACAACAACAACACAAGAAGGUUCAGUGAUGAUCAAAUCAAAUCAUUGGAGAACAUGUUUGAGACUGAGUCAAGGCUUGAGCCUAGAAAGAAGCUGCAGCUUGCAAGAGAGCUUGGAUUGCAGCCAAGACAGGUUGCUAUAUGGUUUCAGAACAAGAGAGCCAGGUGGAAGUCAAAGCAACUAGAGAGGGACUAUACCAUACUCCAAACCAAUUAUAACACCCUGGCCUCACGUUUUGAAGCUCUAAGGAAGGAAAAGCAAACAUUACUAAUACAGUUGCAGUUUGGUAUGUAUUUUGAACAGUUGCAGAAGCUGAAUCAUCUAAUGCAGAAGCCGUUGGAGCCAGGUGAGAAAUGCACACAGGUUGAAGCAGCAAACAGCGUGGACAGUGAAUCAGAAUAUGGGGGCACCAUGAAAUGUGAAGCUGAGGAAAAGCCAAGCCCUUCAAUGGAAAGAUCAGAACAUGUGUUUGGUGUUCUGUCAGAUGAUGACACGAGCAUAAAGGUGGAAAACUUUGGCCUAGAAGAUGAACCUGGUCUUCUGAAUUUUGCUGAGCAUGCUGAUGGUUCCUUGACUUCACCAGAAGAUUGGGGUGCUUUUGAAUCCAAUGAUCUCUUAGGCCAAUCAACCAGUGAUUACCAAUGGUGGGACUUCUGGUCCUGAAUGAAACAGAACAACCAAAAUUUUGUGGAGGAAUUAAUGUAUGUAUGCAUAUGAAUGCUUCAUGUUUUGUUCCACAUUGGAUAUUAUGAUUUUUCAUGUUAACUUAGAAAUAACUAGUCAUAGAUUCCACAGUUUUAAACGAAAUUGGUGUGAUUUUAUCCAACACGAACCAAAUCAAUAAACAAGGUAACACCACCUAAGAUAAAC
Cajanus cajan (pigeon pea) is the source of this 1126-nucleotide messenger RNA. Its product is annotated as homeobox-leucine zipper protein ATHB-12. NCBI's taxonomy places the organism in Eukaryota, Viridiplantae, Streptophyta, Magnoliopsida, Fabales, Fabaceae. The record is from RefSeq and is a predicted model, not a curated record. Gene Ontology annotation, molecular function: sequence-specific DNA binding; DNA-binding transcription factor activity, RNA polymerase II-specific. Gene Ontology annotation, biological process: positive regulation of DNA-templated transcription. Gene Ontology annotation, cellular component: nucleus.